Messenger RNA from Fraxinus pennsylvanica, 987 nucleotides. Lineage: Eukaryota; Viridiplantae; Streptophyta; Magnoliopsida; Lamiales; Oleaceae. The record is from the annotation of a GenBank genome assembly.
AUGUACAUAGAACAAACACCAGAAGCACUGGAGAAUGGCCCUAACAAAAAUUUUGACGACGAUGGCCGUGUCAAACGGACUGGUACUUUGGUGACUGCAAGUGCUCAUAUCAUAACUGCGGUUAUUGGGUCGGGCGUGCUCUCACUAGCUUGGGCCAUAGCUCAGCUGGGAUGGGUGGCUGGACCCGUCAAUGGCACCAGAAAUUACACUUACAUGGACGUCGUUAGGUCUCAUUUAGGAGGUGUGAAAGUUCAGCUUUGUGGGUUAGCCCAGUAUGGGAAUCUCAUUGGGGUUACAAUUGGAUACACAAUAACUGCGUCCAGUAGUAUGGUGGCGGUUGAGAGGUCAAAUUCAGCAGUUAUGUCUUUCGCUUACUCUUCUAUCGGCCUCGGUCUCUCCAUAGCUAAGGUUGCAGGUGGUGGGCAUGUUCGGACAAGCCUAACGGGUGUAACAGUCGGGGUGGACGUGUCCGGUGAGGAGAAGGUCUGGAGAAGCUUCCAAGCCAUUGGAGAUAUAGCCUUUGCAUAUGCCUAUUCUACAGUACUUAUUGAGAUCCAGGACACGUUGAAGUCCCCGCCCCCCGAGAACAAGGUAAUGAAAAAGGCUUCUUUGAUAGGAGUGUCGACCACAACCAUGUUCUACGUCCUUUGUGGUUGCAUAGGUUAUGCUGCAUUUGGAAAUAAAGCUCCAGGAAAUUUCCUCACUGGAUUCGGAUUUUACGAACCCUUCUGGUUGAUUGACUUUGCCAAUGUCUGCAUUGCUAUCCACUUAAUUGGUGCUUACCAGGUCUUUGCCCAGCCAAUAUUUAGUUACGUAGAGAAACGUUGCAAAAAAUGGCCGGAAAACAAAUUCAUCACGACCGAGCAUGCCAUCAAUAUUCCAGUAUGCGGCACUUGGUACAUUAACUUGUUCAGACUGCUGGAUCCAUACAAGGGCUUGCCAGGGAUGUCAAGACGUAUAAGCCCUUCAAAACUCAAUAACUUUUAG